Rosa rugosa (rugosa rose) is the source of this 1855-nucleotide messenger RNA. RefSeq lists its product as uncharacterized. Lineage: Eukaryota; Viridiplantae; Streptophyta; Magnoliopsida; Rosales; Rosaceae. The record is from RefSeq and is a predicted model, not a curated record. The transcript is spliced from 2 exons. Bases 317 to 1600 code for a protein of 427 amino acids.
UUGAGGUUUUAGGGUAGAGUAUUAUCGCCGCCAACAGAUGAAACAACUGACACGAGAAGCAUAACUAAGAGAGAGGCAAAAACUCAGACUCCAUCCAUUACACAGAAAAUUUCUAGAAUCAAAAACUCAGAGCUUCUGUAGACAUCCAAUGGGUUCUUCUCUAAUUCGCUGAAUGCCAUAAAUAAAGUAUUAUUGGAGACGGUGCUGGCUGGGUUUGCAGUUUUAAGAUUUGGGUAUUUUUUCUGAAAAUUAAUUGUGGGUCUUGAUUCUAUGUGCGCGUCUGUGUGAGUCCAGCGGGUCGGCAAUUCGCUUCCAUAUGUAUUCUGAAGAUUACCCUGAGGCCGUCGGGUCCUCAACACCCGUAGUAGAGUUUGUGUCGGAAUCAGAACUGUGGGAGGAGCAAGCAAACUGGGAUGACCAAGACAAAAGCUUAUAUUUGUGCGUAGGCGACUACUAUGGGAGAAGAGGCAAGGUACUGUAUGUUGUUUAUCGUAUCAAUUUGAAAGCCCUCUUGUUUAGUGAGGAUCUAGAGUUUGAAACCGUGUUCGAAGUUCCCAAUAAUGAUAAUAUUGGGAAUUGUGCCGGAUUUGGUAUGGGACUUUCUAUGAUAUUCUUGGGUGGAGGAUUUAGAGCCAAGUACUCGAAAGAAUUUGUUGUUCCAGAGCCAUGUACAGGUAUUCUGGCCUAUCGCAUUCGUAAAAUUUUUGAAGAUGGUGGUUUAGCUCAUUUCUUAGACGGCAAAGUGAGGCCACUUAUAUGGGAGGUUGAAGGAAAUUUGUUCGCUCUCGCUCGUAACCCGCCUCCUCGAAUUGACACCGGUUUCCCAGCUAGUGAAUGGAGAAACUGUUUUGAAAUGUAUGACCGGGCCCAGAGACGAUGGGUUGGUUUGCCGGACCCUCCUUCUUAUGCUGAAUACCCUGUCGCUGCUGUUGAUGAGUCUGGUGGUGUUGGUGGUGGUGGUAUUGAUGAGGAGGAGGAGUUAGUUGGUUGUGAUGACGGCGCUUUGAGAAGGCACUGUUACUAUUCAAGCUUCUCUUAUGCAAUUUUAGGUAGCCAACUUUUCGUGUCUAAUCCACACUAUCAUGAAUAUUCAUACAAGUGCAACCUUCCCAGCAAGCGUGAAAACUGGCCAGUUGAGUGGAAAGUUUCAAGUUUCCAAUUUCAGGGUGUAACUCUAGGGGUUCAAACGGCACAAGGGUUUGUAGUCUUUUCCUAUGAUGUCAAUUUCCAUCCACCUGAAUAUGUAGUUAAACUUGAAGAUAAUCCCUACUUAAAUAUCAAAGUGCAAUUGUUGAUAAAUGGCUAUGAUGAACCGGUGCUUUCUCAAUCUCUAAUGAUGCCGCAAGAGCUGGAUGAAGUUCAAGACUCCCAGUUUGUUCACCUAGGAGGUCAAAAAGUCUGCUUUCUCUAUUCUAGAAUGAGAGAUUCCAAGUUGCUUGUAACCGCCAUCACAUUUGGCUUCCAACUCGAACAGAGAAAUAGCGGCUUCAAAGUCAAAGCCAAAUUUUAUCCUACUCGCAACUGGGAAUUCCAAAAUAAGGCUGGGUCUAAGGCUAAAGUUUGGGGCACGGAACAGAUGGUUGGUGCUGUUGUUGGGUAAGAUAAUGAAGGGAAGGGAAGUGCAUGCUCAUGUGGGACCUUGCAGUUGUUGUUCUCCAUUUAGACAUCUAUUAUCUAGUUUUAUCAAGAUCAGUAGUUCAUCUUAUCUAAUGGUACACAUUCUUAUAUUUUAGUUCUUUUCAAUAUUUCUGGUUUUAUCAUGAUAGUUGUUCAGAAGUACUGUAAUAUUUGUUUUAGCUUUAUCUUGUUUGGUUUUGCAUAUUAUAAUAUGGGGGUUUCAAUGUUGUUAAGUUCA